Molecule: messenger RNA, 3405 nt
Organism: Drosophila busckii
Lineage: Eukaryota; Metazoa; Arthropoda; Insecta; Diptera; Drosophilidae
Product: netrin-B
Exons: 7
Coding region: 178-2619 (813 amino acids)
Molecular function (GO): protein binding
Source: RefSeq, a predicted model, not a curated record
GCGGCCGUUGUGCCAGACUCAGUGACGCCGCCGCUCAGCGUCGCGUGUGUUGCGCGCCCCUGUCGCUACCUUUUUGUUGUUUUUGUUACAGUGUGCGCGCGACUGAUCAAAUCAAAAUCUAAAGCGAACAAUUUUGCAAGUGAGUGUAUCGAUCGUUGAAGUGACUCUUUGCUCGAUAUGUUGCAAUUGCUGCAAUUGAGUCUGCUGCUUGCCACUGCGGCACACGCAGCCGGCGGCAUCAACAUCAAUGCCAACGAUCCCUGCUACUUUGAGGGCAAGCCACGCAAGUGCCUGCCCAGCUUUGUGAAUGCCGCCUAUGGAAAUCCGGUGCAGGCCUCGAGCAUCUGUGGCGCCCACCAGCCGGAGCGCUACUGCGAGCUGCAGCGCGACGGCAGCGCCGGCGAGUGUCGGCUCUGCAAUAAGUCGGAGCAGCGCUUUGGCGCCGCCGCACUCACCGAUCUCAACAAUCCCAGCAAUGUCACCUGCUGGCGCUCGGGCAGCGUCAAUGUGCCCCUCGAUCCGGACACUGCGCCGCCGGACAAUAUUACGCUGACCCUAUCGCUGGGCAAGAAGUACGAGCUGACCUACAUAUCGCUCUCGUUCUGCCCCAAGUCGCCGCGCCCCGACUCGCUGGCCAUUUACAAGAGCUCGGACUUUGGCCAGACCUGGCAGCCGUUUCAGUUCUACAGCUCGCAGUGCCAGAAGUUCUACGGGCGUCCGGAUCGCGCCAAGAUUAGCAAGUUCAAUGAGCAGGAGGCGCGUUGCAUGAACUCGCAGCACGACGGCACUGGCGCUGGCGCUGGCACUGGCGCCGCUCAGCGUUUUGCCUUCAACACGCUCGAGGGUCGUCCCUCGGCCAAUGAUUUGGAUGCUUCGCUGGUGCUGCAGGAUUGGGUCACCGCUACGGACAUACGUGUGGUGUUCCAUCGUCUGGAGCUGCCGCCGCAGCUGCUGCUGAGUCGCGAGCGUGCCAAGGCAAAGGCCAAGGCCAAGGCGAAUGCCAAUAGCUUCAGCGAUGAAAUGACCGCCAGCGAGGAGCGCGAGGAGGAUGAGCUGGUGGCGCAUGAGCUGGAGGAUCAGGACGAGUACGAUUACAAUCUGCAGGACAACGACAGCGCCGGCUAUGAUCACGAGGAGGAGUACGAGGAGCCCAAGAAGCAUCUGGAGCUCGACGAUGAGCUGCAUCUGGACUAUGCCAACGAUGGUGAGCUGAAGCGCCAGUCCAAGCACAAGAGCAGCGCCUAUGAGAAACAUUUCCAGGCCAGCAAGCUGGCGGCUACCACGCCCACCCAAACGCCCGCCACUGCGCCCACCAAGGCCAGCACGCCCAGCAGCACCAAGGCCAGCACGUCGGCUGCCAGUGGCGCCUCCGCCGCCGCCUUGCAGCAGCUGCUCUCGGUCUCACAGCACUACGCGGUCUCGGACUUUGCCGUCGGCGGUCGCUGCAAGUGCAACGGCCACGCCUCCGAGUGCAUUGCCACCAGCUCGAGCGCCACACGUGGCGACAACGACAACGACGACGGGCAGGAGGACGACACGCCCAGCGCCCUGCACAGCCACUUCGGACGCACUGCCGCCGCCCUGCAGCUGAACGCCAAGCUCACCAUGACCUGCGCCUGCAAACACAACACCGCCGGCCCCGAAUGCGAGCGCUGCAAACCUUUCUACUUCGACCGCCCCUGGGGACGCGCCACCGACAACGACGCCAACGAGUGCAAGAUGUGCCAAUGCAAUGGACAUGCCAGACGCUGUCGCUUUAAUUUGGAGCUCUAUAAGCUGUCCGGACGUGUGUCCGGCGGCGUUUGCUACAAUUGUCAGCAUGAUACAACUGGACGCUAUUGUCAUUAUUGCCGUGAGGGUUAUUACCGAGAUGCCACCAAGCCGCCGAAUCAUCGCAAAGUGUGUAAACGCUGCGACUGCCAUCCCGUUGGCUCCACCGGCAAGACCUGCAAUCAUCUGAGUGGCCAGUGUCCAUGCAAGGAGGGCGUCACCGGUCUCACAUGCAAUCGCUGCGCCCGUGGCUAUCAGCAAACCCGCUCCCAUGUGGCGCCUUGCAUUAAAGUGCCCACAAAUGCGAAUAUGAUUCAAGCGGAAAGCGCUGGUGGCACUGGCGGCGUCGCUGGCGUUAACGGUGAAUACAAAGAUGGCGCUGGCUCUCAAGCUGAGGAAAUGAAGAAAUAUUGCGGCAAAUGCAAGGCCAGCCCCAAGAAGCUCAAUUUGAACAAGUUUUGCAUGGAGGACUAUGCUCUGCUGGCCAAGGUCAUUGGACACGAUCGCGCCUCGCAGGACAUCAGCACCGAAAAGUUCUCGAUUGAGCGACAAAACGAAAUCUACAAAUACGAAAUCAAUAUACAGACGAUCUUCAAGCGCAAUCCCAUGUCGGGCACCACCAGCUCGCUGCUGGGGCGUGGCAAUAUGAUGUUGUUGGUGCCGCGCAAGAGCAUCGAAUGCCAAUGCCCCAAAAUCAAGCUGAACAAAUCGUAUCUUAUACUGGGACGCGACUCGGAGGCAGCGCCCGGGUAUUUGGCAAUUGGACCCAGUUCGGUGGUAUUGGAAUGGAAGGACGAGUGGUCGUUGCGCAUGAAACGCUUCCAGCGGCGCGCUCGUAAAUGCAGUUGAAUCGAACCGGAAACGGAAUAUGUCAGAGCGGAUUUCAAUUUCAUACACUUGGCUAGGUAUCGGUUUUUGUAUAAAUUGUACAGUUUACUCAAGUUUCUGACCUUUUUCGGCAUUAUGCUAUAAUUAAUUACAAAAAACAAAACAAAACAUUCAAACUCAAAGCGGAGUCCUUUCAACCCACACACACACACACACAGACAUAGACACAAUAAACUAACUAAUGCUCUCUCUACUCAGUAACAAUUCUAGUCUAAAAUACUCGACGACAAACACAAAUUCUAUAUACAGACAAAAUAAUAACAGACAAAAUGCUAAUUACAGUUACAAAUACAUGUGUGUGUGUGUGUAUGUGAGUACUCGUGUUCGUAUGUGUAAGUGCGCUGGCUAUAAAAAACAGUUAUAAAUUGAAAACAAGUGCGAAAAACGUAAAGAAAAAAUGCAGCUGCCUCUGUCGCUGUCGCUGUCGCUGCCUCUGCCUCUGCUGCUUGUGUAGAGAGUGUCGCGUGUCGAGGCCGCCCCAGUCGCGUGUUGUGUUGUCCGGCUAGACAAACAACGGAUCAGAGCGUGCAAAAGAUGUGCAGCCUCAGGCCUCAGUCCAGUGUUGGAGCUGGACAUGGUCAUGGGUAGACAAACAGGCAUAGUCAACACAUAAGUGCAGUCAUAAACAAUAACAACAACAACAAUAACAACAAUAACAGCAGCAGCAGCUAAGAGCAGGCUUUACACAUUGCACAUUGGCCAUAGAGUAGGGGUAUGCAGUAUUUAGAAUUUCGUUUAUAUAUUUAG